Zingiber officinale is the source of this 2055-nucleotide messenger RNA. Its product is annotated as serine/threonine-protein kinase AtPK2/AtPK19-like. Lineage: Eukaryota; Viridiplantae; Streptophyta; Magnoliopsida; Zingiberales; Zingiberaceae. Bases 447 to 1883 code for a protein of 478 amino acids. The record is from RefSeq and is a predicted model, not a curated record. Gene Ontology annotation, molecular function: ATP binding; protein serine/threonine kinase activity. The transcript has 7 exons. Gene Ontology annotation, biological process: protein phosphorylation.
UAAUCUUAGUACCACUUUCCGGCAAGGUUUGCGCACAUCCGCAUGCUAUUAAACCGCUCAGUCAAUGAUGCGGCCCGCUUGGCUUCAUUAUUAAAGUGAAAUAAAUAUAAAGGAACUUCGGAGAUCGACAAUUGAUCGCCCGCAGCGGUUUCCCGUGAGCCAAUCAAUCGCUCCGCCUCGCAAGCUCUAGGCAACUUGGUCUUCAUGAAUUCAAGAAAUAUAGUGGUACCUUCCGUUUCCUGUACAUUGGGAAACAAUUGCUGCUCUGGGCUCCUGCUUUGCUCACUGCCAGGGUUCCUUGGCUUUCCUAUUGUUUACGUGGACUUCCAACUAUUCAAGGCCAUUGUUAGGAAUCCUUCUUCAUCAGUUAUCUUAGGGGCCAACAGAGACAGCCUGAUUUAGCUUAAAAGAAAGAAAAACUAUCUGAUCAGUUUAGCAAUCCAAAAAUGGUUUUCUCUGAGAUACGUAGUGCAACCAAGGCCCAUGUUCGCAAGAACUUAAAGAUGGAGAUACUUCUUCCAACAGGCCCUCCUGAUGCAGUGGCCUCCGAAAACUUAGAAUUUGAUUUUUCUGAUGUGUUUGGUCCUGCCCCGGUUCAUGCCUCUGUUAACUUACAUGUUCCCAUUUCUGAUAAUUCAACUGAAUCAGUAAGUGAGACAGUUUAUGGCGACCCGAUAGUUAUUCUCAAGCGAUCACAUUCGCUAGUGGGUCCUUCAACCCCAGUUAGCAAAUCGUUGCAGCUUAGAAAGCUCACAAUUCAUGAGACUGACAGCUCCUUGGAACUUUUGGAGUGUACAACCAGGGAGGCAGGUGAUCAUGAUUCACCAAUCUGCAUCAGAGAUAAGCAUGAAACCAUAUCUGAGAAAUGUGAGGGCAUUGGACUUGAUGAUUUUGAGGUUUUGAAGCUUGUUGGGAAAGGGGCAUUCGGGAAAGUGUUUCAGGUGAGAAAGAAAGGUACUUCUGAAAUCUAUGCAAUGAAAGUAAUGCGGAAAGACAGCGUCAUGGAAAAAAAUCAUGCUGAGUACAUGAAAUCUGAGCGAGAUAUACUGACCAAAGUUGACCAUCCUUUUGUAGUCCAACUUAGGUACUCAUUCCAGACAAAGUACCGGUUAUACCUUGUUCUAGACUUUGUAAAUGGGGGGCAUCUAUUCUUUCAGCUCUAUAAUCAUGGCUUGUUCAGAGAGGUUCUUGCUCGCAUAUAUGCUGCUGAAAUAGUAUCUGCUGUUAGUCAUCUUCAUGCAAAUGGUAUAAUGCACAGGGACCUCAAACCUGAGAACAUUCUCCUGGAUGCGGAUGGUCAUGCCAUGUUAACUGACUUUGGUUUGGCAAAGGAGUUUGAUGAAAAUACUAGAUCAAACUCCCUCUGUGGGACGCUGGAGUAUAUGGCACCUGAGAUUGCACUCGGAAAAGGCCAUGAUAAAGCUGCUGACUGGUGGAGUGUUGGAAUUUUGUUAUUUGAGAUGCUUACUGGGAAGCCGCCUUUUAUCAGUAGCAACAGAGAAAAAAUGCAGCAGAAGAUAAUGAAAGAGAAGAUUAAGUUGCCAGCUUACUUGUCCAGUGAAGCUCAUUCUUUGCUCAAAGGCUUGUUCCAGAAGGAAGCAAGCAAGCGCCUCGGCAGUGGUCCUACUGGCAGCAAUGAGAUAAAGAGCCACAAAUGGUUCAAGUCAAUUAAUUGGAGGAAGCUGGAGAAUCGUGAGAUCCAGCCUUGCUUCCGGCCAAAUGUUGCUGGAAAAACUUGCAUUGCGAAUUUUGACAAGCGGUGGACAAGCAUGCCAGUGUUGGAUUCACCGGUUGCCAGCCCAGUGGCCGGGCAGAAUGAAUUUGCAGGUUUUACUUACGUGAGGCCUGCUCCUUUCCUUCAGAAGCCUAGUCUUCUCAGCUGAAAGACUAGUAUGGAACUAAAAUGCUUGGCUACUACAGUUUCUAUUCCAACAUUUGUUUUGGUUAAUUUGGUUAUCAACAUUACAGUCCGGGUUAUCUUUCUUGAACUUUGUUUAUAAAAAUGCUCUUCAAGCUGUUUGUCUGCUGUCUUUACUAUAACCUCUUAAGAUCUCA